GAGAGAGAGAGAGAGAGAGAACAACAUCUAAUGCAGGUCAGUAGGGGAAGGCAGAGAGCAAACAGGAGGGUCAGAUAGAGAGUUGUGUGACGGACAGACGGAAAGAACGACUUUCAGGAGAAACCCGGACAAAUUUUACUUUUUAAACAUGACGAUGUCACUAUUCAGCGUAAGGUUAGAGGGAUCUAGAACAAGCUAGUGCAGACUAAGGGGGGAACCAGUAGGAAGGGAGUCUGUAAGCCUAUGAAGGUCUAUGAAGAGCAACAGGUGUCAAAAGAUCAGAAGAUAGAAGACAGAGAAGAUAGAAAACAGGCGUUUGUGACGGGAAAAUCAAAAGCAUCUUCUGACGACCGAGAGAGUGAAGGACAGUAUCAGCGGCAGAGUGUCCUGUGUGCCUACAGAGUUAUUCUGUGUGAAGGCUUGGAAGUUCACUUCGAAGGUAAAUUGGGUGAAUAAUAUAGUGCUGCAAGUGGGACAAAUCGAGUCGGGGAGAGAGGGGGGGAGAGGGAGAGAGAGAGAGAGAGAGAGAGAUAGAGACCUGGAGGGAGAGGUACAUCAGGACUUUCUUUUCUAAAAAGGAAUCUAAUGUUAACAAGGGAAAGGUAGGAGUCAGCAUGACAAUCAUCCGGUAGGUAGGGGGCUCAAACUCUUCGUCUAAAAUCACUGACAACUGAAAAAGGUAUCUGAGCAAAAAGUACAGUUCCACCGGAUGUCAGGAGAAACAACAUCCAUCGACAUAUUACUUAGAGCUGAAGUCCGUCCAUCCAUCUCACCCAGACCCCGUCUCCUCCUCCACCCUCUCCCCAGCCGACCCCCCCCCCCCCCCCCCCCCCCCACCCCCAGCCCCCCACCCCGGCCGUGAACCAUGGCCUCCGCGGGCCUGGAGCUGACGGGCUUCUUCCUGGGCCUGCUGGGCAUGCUGGGCACGCUGGUGGCCACGGUGCUGCCCUACUGGCGCACGUCGGCCCACGUGGGCUCCAACAUCGUCACGGCGGUGGAGAGCAUGCGGGGCCUGUGGAUGGAGUGCGUGUACCAGAGCACCGGCGCCUUCCAGUGCGAGACCUACAACUCCAUGCUGGCGCUGCCGCCGGACCUGCAGGCCUCACGGGCCCUCAUGGUCAUCUCCGUGGUGCUGUCCGUGCUGGCCGUCGCCGUGGCGACCCUGGGCAUGCAGUGCACCGUGUGCCUGGAGGGCGCCCCCGCGGCCAAGAGCCGGGUGGCGGGCGCGGGCGGGGCGCUGUUCUUCACGGCGGGCUUCCUGUCCCUGAUCCCCGUGUCGUGGACCACCCACGAGGUGGUGCAGACCUUCUACCAGCCCGGCCUGCACAACAGCAUGAAGUUCGAGCUGGGCCAGAGCCUGUACCUGGGCCUGGCGUCGGCUCUGUUCUCCCUCCUGGGGGGGGCGCUGCUGUGCACCUCCUUCUGCCAGGAGGGGGGCGGCGCCCGGGGGAACGGGGCCGGGUACCCCUACCCGGGGUACCAGGCGGCGGGAGGGGGCGGUGGGGGGCUGCGGACCUCCUCGCAGACCUACCGCAACCCCGCCCUCCAGGUGGGCGGGGCUAACGCGGGAGGCCGGGCGCACGGCCUGAGCCGCAGCGCCGGCGGGGGGUCCGGGUACGGGGGCCACGCGACCCGGGGCUCCAAGAAGGCACCGGGGUAUGAUGUCACGGGGUACGUCUGAGGGGUACCCCCCCCCGACGGACUCACAUGCACGCUCACACACACACACACGCACACAGGCACGCAUACACGCAAGCACGCUUGUACACACUCAAUCACACACACACACACGCAGGCAUACAUGCACGCACACACACACACACACACACAGACACACACCAUAUUGUCAAAAACGCACACACACACACCAUGGAUUUUCCUCAAAGGAGGGCAUUUGAGAAGAAAAUACGUGGGACAACUCCUGAUCAAUACUUGUGUCCUAUUGUCAGUAGUGUGUUUUUGGACUUCACUGUCAGAAGACAUUUUAUGAAAUGAUUUCAUCUAGGUUUGUAUUUACUCCCAGUAUAUACACUGUUCUGUUUUUCACAAAAUAAUGUUUGUUUAAGGAAGAUAGUUAUUCUUGGCAUACGGUUGCAUCACAACCCUGAAAUGUUGUUUUUUACCCCAUUUCUCUACAACUUGGCUAAACACACUUACUUUGGUAACUCAAUGAGUCGAUGGCAUCCAUACGUUUUCCAGUUUAAUGUGCAGUUAGUUACUAAGCACAGGGAUUUGGAGGGGGAUUGCCUUAUCAGAUGGGAGACACUUGAUGACCUCACUUCCUCACACUAAUCAGUCGCUUACCUCCUCGUCAGUGUGGCUUACGAAAGGUCAUGGAGGCUGAAGUCAGGAGGAUGUACCUCAUGCUUUGGCUUGUGAGGGGUGAACGGGAUACAUUCGCGGUGUGUGUUAAAGAUACACAUGUCCCAGUUUAGCCCAAGAGUGGAUAAGGGCGAAUAAUGUUUUUGGUGCAGAGGUUGAAGAUCAGUUUGUUGGUCAAACUGUUUUAGACAUUGUUUUCCUCUUCUGUAUAAAAAGAAAAUUCCAACUGAAAUGUUCUCUUUGAAUGUGAUGCGUGAUAGAAAACAAACCAGUGAUGGCGGUUUUAGAUCCACAUCACUGGUUUAUAAUUGAAUGUAAUUAUUCAUCUUUUAUGAAAUAUGUUUGAGUUUGGCUUGCUUUGUUUUGUUUUUAUUUAGGAAAUAAAUAAGUUUGUUUCAAACCGUA
Gadus morhua (Atlantic cod) is the source of this 2727-nucleotide messenger RNA. It is a transcript of the gene cldn2, whose product is annotated as claudin 2. Gene Ontology annotation, molecular function: structural molecule activity. Gene Ontology annotation, cellular component: membrane; bicellular tight junction. The coding region runs from base 866 to 1681 and encodes 271 amino acids. The record is from RefSeq and is a predicted model, not a curated record. The transcript has 2 exons. NCBI's taxonomy places the organism in Eukaryota, Metazoa, Chordata, Actinopteri, Gadiformes, Gadidae.